CGAGAGAAGGACACCCAGACGCGUGCGCGCUUCGCCCGCCAUCCGCCCUUGGUCAGCGAGCUCGAGCCGAGCUACCCCCAACAAGCCCGUGCUCGAUGGUUCUGUAGCCGACCGCUGAAGGCCCUCACUUCUCGGCCUCUUGUGGUUUCCCCCCAUCUGCUCAGCAAGCAUCACCCACUGCAUCGGCCCUCUCCACCCCUCCCGCCCCUCCCACUGUUCAGCUCUCCGCCAUCAUGCACCUUGGUGCCUCGGUGGCUAUGACCUCGGCCCCGGACGAGGCGCCCGGAGCGGCCCUCGCCGAGCAGCCGGACAUAUGCCCCGCGCCCACCCAGUCGUCGGUCGCCAGCUGUGACCGGCCCCCGGGUGGCAGCACCGCUGCCACCACCAUUGCUGCUGCUGCCGCCGCCGCCGCCGCCACCGCCGCCCCCCCGGCCGGCGGCCGUGUCCCGGUCGCUGUUUUGUCCCCUCUUCACAGUACAUCCACAUCGCCGGCCACCAGCCGCGCGUCCACCCCGACCCCGCUGCAGAUCGCCACCGCCCCAUCCAGCCUGUCGGCCCUUUUAUCAAGCGCCUCCUUUGCCAGCCCUCUCGCUUCGCCGAUGCCGACGGACUCCCGUGGCCCCGGCCCCCAGGGUCCUGCCUCCUCCUCCUCCUCCUCCUCCUCCUCCUCCUCCUCCUCCGCCGCCGCCUCCGAAGCCCCGGCCCGCGUGAGCCAACUUUCCCAGCCACCCUUCGUCCCGACUCCUGGCGCGCCCGGCUCCACCACCAACCCGCCCCCAGCCAGCCCGGUCCUCAUGCCGCAGUCGCCCUCGACCUUCGGCGUGACCCGAUCGCGGAAUGCCACCGCCGAAUUCGAGGACGUGUGCUCUUCCGAUCUUGGACCUCUCCGAUCCUCCUCAGCGCCCGGCUCCACCACCAACCCGCCCCCAGCCAGCCCGGUCCUCAUGCCGCAGUCGCCCUCGACCUUCGGCGUGACCCGAUCGCGGAAUGCCACCGCCGAAUUCGAGGCCGGUGUCGCCUUGUCGCCGCCCUCCUCGUCUUUGCGCACGGAUUUCAAUGAGGACGGGCUGGAGGCCUUUCGUCGGCGUAAUGCCGAAGGCUCGGCCGGGCGCGGCGCCUCUUCCGGCACCUCCCCCGCCGGCUCGAUGGCUCCUCCAGCUAGCGGCAACGGCAGCGGCAGCACCAAGAUCCCGUCGCAGCUCCAAACAGAUCGGAAGAGCGUCGUGGAUUUCAAUGAGGACGGGCUGGAGGCCUUUCGUCGGCGUAAUGCCGAAGGCUCGGCCGGGCGCGGCGCCUCUUCCGGCACCUCCCCCGCCGGCUCGAUGGCUCCUCCAGCUAGCGGCAACGGCAGCGGCAGCACCAAGAUCCCGUCGCAGCUCCAAACGCGGGGUUUCCAAGUGGCGGAUGACCGCCAGCAACAGCCGCCCCCCUCGCCGACGUCAUCUCGCUUGGCUCGGCCCAGCGGCGGGCAUCUCCCCCCCGGGCCAUUGCAGAUUUCCGACACCCCCUCUCGGCAUGUUGGCUCCCCUCCCUCCUCGCCGAUGAUGUCCCGGGCCUUCCUGGCAUCGGGCACCACCUCGGGCCCGAGCUCCGGCUUGCAGGCUGCCGUCAGCAGCCAGGCCGGCUCCUCCGGCUCGGCGCCCAACUCCGCUGGGUCCCUGGAGUCUGGCACCACACCGCGCACUUCCUCCGCCUCCGCCUCCGCCUCUGCCCCCUCCUCCUCUUCCUCCUCUUCGAGUGGGGUUCGAUUCAAGCCCUUCGGCUACAGUGAGACCCGGGUUGUCUACUUCGACGCCAAUGCCCCGGUGGCGGUGCGCGACACCCCGCCCCCGGGAUCGGUGGCCCCCCUGCGCAUGGAGAAGCCGGCCCCGGCCGCCUCCUCCGGCUGGACCAUCAACAACUUCCUGUCUCCUCUGCUUUCGUCGUCGUCGUCCUCCUCGGCGGCGGCGGCGGCAGCGGCGGCGGCGGCCACCACUGCUACGGCUCCCGACGACGCGGCCCCGGCCGCGCCCGAGGUCAAGGGCAUCCUACGCGUCAGGCGCCGGCGUGUGGUGGACGCGCGCGCUGUGGCCGCCACCGCGCGCCGCCAAGCCGAGCGUGCCGCACGCACCGCCGAGAAGGAGGCCCGCCUGGCCGAGCAGGAGGCCGAGUUCGAGCGGCGUGCCGCCGCCGAGCGCGACCGCGCCAAGCAGGCCCGCCGGGCGCACCGCGCCCAGCGCGAGCUCAUGGACGAUGAGCCCGACACCCCGGGCGUCCUGCCGACGGUGGUCGUGCCUCCGGCGAUUGCCGCCUCGCCCAUGGUCCCCGGCACGGGGGCGGUUCCCACGCCGGCCGGGCCUCCCUUGGCUUCGAUCGACAUUGCCAGCCGGCUGAGCUCCAGCCUGACGGAUACCUCGGUGCCGGCCUUGGCGGCGGCUGCGGUGGCGGCGGCCGCCGUGGCCGCCACAGCCCUGGACCCGGUGGUCAUGGUGGCCACCACGGCCGCCGGCCCGGCGGUCCUCGACAUUUCCCCCUCCGGCUCGGAUGUGUCGCUGGCGCCCUGUGGAUCGGACCUGGUCGGAGCCCCGUCGCAUUCUUCGCUGCUCGGCAUCAUCGACUCGGCCGGGGGCAUGUUGGCCGAGUCGGCCACCAUUUCCACGGUUCUGCCCCCGGUCACGGUGCCCGGGCGCCAAUCCGGGCCGGGGCUCCGCGCUUCCGGCGGUGGAACCCUUUCGGCCUUCGAUUUUGGUCGCUUCGCCGGCGAGUCCGAGGCCGAGGAUGAUCUCCUGCAGCAGAGCGGCGACGACCAGGCCGCCGAUGCUGCCGGCGAUGCCAGCCCCACAGUCGGUGCCUCUGGCUCGGGUGCCUCGGGGCCCGGGGCCCCCGGGCCCGGCAAUGCCGGGACCCUUUCCGGGUCCAGUGCGCCGGGCGAAAUGGCCACCGGUCGUGAUCGCGCCACCGGGGCCACCUUCAGCAGCACUGGCGGCUUGCUGGUGGCGCCGGCUGUGCCGUAUCCCCUGGUGACCGAGCUUCCCGGCGUGCCAGCCGCCCUGGCCGGCCUGGUUACGCCUCCGGCCGGGGCCACUCCCCUGCUGACGUCGGCGCCCUUCCAUCAACGCCCGGCGGUCCGGGCCGUCCGUGCGGAUGGCCGGAUCCUGUCGGCCGGGCACCAGUUCGCCACCGCCACGCCAGACAGCUCGGCUGCCUCCUCGCCCGCCCUCAUUUCGUCGGCCACCAUGCCGCCGGUCGGCGGGGGGGGGGGGACCUCCCUGGCCGGUGGCCACCCCGGCGGCUCCUCCGGGCCGAAGCCAGCCGAGCUGACCCCCUGCAAUGCCUCUGGCACCGACGAGGUGCCGGAGUACGACCAUGCCGGCGGCGCGUCCGAUGACGAUGCCGAUGACGAUGAUCUGGAUGAUUCGGAGGAUGAGGGCAGCGAUUCCGGCGGCAGUGACCUCGAGGCACGGCCCACUCGGGCCGGCGAGCGCCUGGGCCCCCGCAAGACGUCCUCCAUUCGCCCGGCCAAGACCUUCCGCCAGCGGGGGGCUUCCCCUCCGGGGGAGCCGCGCAAGCGGCCCGACGGCCUGCCGGCCAGCGACUCGGGCGCCUCCGAUGAUGAAGGGUACAGCGCGGGGGAUGACGAUGAUGAUGACCUUCCCCCUCAUGGGCACUCGCAGGACAGGGACGAUGCCACCGGCUGCUCGCCGCUGCGUGUCCAGCGUUCCGGCGGGCCUCCGGCCCGUCGUGGGCGCUCGCCCUCCCCGGCGCCGCGCUUUGUCUCCGGGGCCGGUGUCAGCACCGACCGCCGGGGGCCGGGGGCCUCCUCGCCGGUGGCCGUCGCCCCGGCAGCCCCCGCCUCCGAGGUGGCCGUCUGCCCGAACCUGGCCAAGACCGUCCUCGCGCGCGCCAUGCGCCCGGUCGCGGUGCCCACCGACUCCGACUAUGUGGACGAUGUGGACGAUGUGGAUGACGAUGACGAUGACGAUGAUGAUGAUGGCGACCAGCACCUGCACGCGGCCCAUGGGGCUGUCAGGCCAUCUCGCUCGCCCUCCGAGCACACCGCCACCCCCAUCCCCACGGCCGGCGGGCCAGACGCCAAUGAUGAGGCGGCCGGCCCUGCUGCCGGCUCGGCAUCCGGCCCUGCCCCGGCCCACGAGCAGUCGGACAAUGACACUGACCAAAUUUCCGACGAUGAGCAGGACACCCUGAGCAAUGAGGUGUGCCGGCCCAAGAGCCCGGCCCGGCCGGGGAGCAAUGGCGCCACCUCGGCCGGCGUGUCUUCGGGCUCCCCCUGCCGGGGCAGUGCCGACACGGGGGACAUCCCGGCGGCGGUCACCCGCGUGGCGGAGGCCGCAUUCGAGCCGACAUCGACCCCGGGCGGCUCGCAGCAGACCCUGCCCACCAGUGCGGUUCUUGCCAUGCCCGAGUCCUCUCUCCUGCCCCUGGUCGGCUCGAAUGCGGCCUCGGCUGCCACUCCGUCGGCGGCCCCGGCGGAGGCCAAUCCACUGGCCCCGGGUGCCGGGCCCGAGGGGUCCCAGGAGCUGGUGCCGCCGCAGCCGCAGCCACCGCAGUCGCAGCCGCAGCCGCAGCCGCAGCCCUCCGGAUCUUCCUCUCGCCGUCGCCGUGUGCGGUUCCCCGCCUCGCCGCCGAUUGUCGAUGGCGGCCCGCUGCAUCGCGUGCGCCUGGCCGCGUCGGCUGCCCGGCAGGAGCUCAAUCGCGCGGAGGCCUCGCUGCUGGCCUGUGCCGAGGCGUAUGCCUCUCGGUCGGUGGCCGGUGAAACCGAGGCUGCGGCCGAGGCCGAGGCGGCCCUGGCCGCUGGUCUCGAUCCCAGCCUCUUCCUCACCGACCCGGAGGAGGUAGCCGAGCAGGAUCUCGAGCAUAUGGCAGAUGAGCCGGAGUCGGCGUCGGCCGCGGCCGAGGCUGCGGCAGCCGCCGCGGCCGAUGCCACCUCCCCGGCCAUUUCCCUCACCGAGGCCACACAACAAGCGGCCGAUGGUGCCGGUGCCGCUGGGUCGGAGGCUGGCGGCGUGGGCGUCCCCCCGGCCGGGGUGGUGGCCGGUCCGCCUGAUGGCCAAUCCGCCAGCCUCCCUGGUGUCUCUGGUGGCAUUGCGGCCGGCGCCGCGAGCCAGCCGAUUGGCAUUCCCACAACCGGCGGGUCUGGCUCCGGGGGGUCUGGCAGCCUGCCGGAUGACCCGAUUGCCGAGGCCCUGGCCGCCGGAGCGGUUGACGCCGAGGCCAUUGAGCAGCGCCGUCGUCUUGCUCUGGCCACCCUGGCGCCGGCCGGGUCCGAGGACACCGGCCCGCCGCCGGCUCUGUCGCAAUCGCCGCCGGCCAGCACCUCCGGCCUGGAGCUCCUGGCUCCGGUGACCGUGGUCAGCCAUCAUCCGACGGUGGUAUCGGCGGCUUCGGCCAUCGGGGCCACCGAUGGUGCUACCAUCGGUCCCGGCAGUGGCCCGGGGGGGACGGCCGUCGCUUCGGCCGGGUCCGGUGCCCUGGGCACCUCCUCGCCCCCGGCGUUUGGCACCGACUCGCCGGCCGAGGACAGCGACUCCAGCAUGUCCGACAUGUCGGCCGCCGCUUCGCGCUCCCUUCCCCAGCGCAUUCUCUUCCAGAAGCAGCAUCAGCAGCAGCUCCUCCUGCACUACCAGCACCAGAAGCAGGCGCAGCAGGCGGCCUACGAGCAGUACCAGCAGCAGCACAAGCAGCAGCUCCUGCAGCAGCAGCAGCAGAAGCAGAAGUCCGGCUCGUCGCAGCCGGGCCAGCAGCCCAACCAGCCUGGCAAUGCUUCCACCUCGCCGGUGGCCCAUCCGCUGGUGCAGCUGUAUCAGGUCCUGCAGCAGCAGCGCCACCUGCUGAAGCUCCAGUCCUACCACCUGCAGCAGGUGAAGGUUCUGACUCGGCAGCGCCAGAACAUCGAGGCGCUCCUGCUGGCCGACAGCCAGGCCGCCGACGCCGCCGCCGCCGCCGCCGAGGAUCCCACCGCCGCGAAUGUGUCCGUCGCUCGGUCGACCUCCACUCUGACCAUCGGCGAUUUGCUGGACGAGUCGAGCCCAGAGCGCCUGCGCCUGCAGCGCCUGCGCGACUAUCGUCACCAGAUUGCGAUGAUCGCCGAUCGGGCGCUGCAGCACCGGCGCCACUUGCGGCAGCUUGACCGCCAGCAUGCGGCCGUCCUGGGCUCCGGCCAGGCGGCCGCCGCGGCUGCUGCCAUCGCCCUGUCCGUGGCCGAGGCUACGGCCGUUGCGGCGCAUGGCUGGCCGGACUCCGAGCACGAGCGCCAGCUUCUCAAGUCACAGACGCCGGUUGCCAGCGCUCCGGCCGCCACCACUGCCGCCCCGGCCUCCGGUGCGUCUGCUGCCCUGGACUCGAGCACCGGCACAUCGGCCAAGGCCCCCGCCCCCGGGGCCGCCGCGGAGGCCUCCUCCUCGGCGGCCGGCAACUCGACCAUGGUUGUUCCCGCCAGCCCGCCCCUUCAGCCGGGCUCCAAGUCUGCCCGGCCCGAGUCGGCAGGGUCCUCGGCCACGGCAGGGUCCCCUCCGUCGUCGCUGGAUUCGGCCGCCGCCUCGGCCGCCGCCAGCGGCGGAACACACACCGCCAUGACAUCCAGCAGUCAGCCCAUGGUCCAGUCUCCGUCGGCCGUCGGGGCGGCCAGUUCGUCGGCCGCCACGCCGGCCGCCACCAGCAGCUCGGCGUCUGGCGUGUCAGCUACCUCGUCGGGUGCUCCCCUCUCGUCGGCCACAACGGCAGCCGCCCAUGCGUCUUCCUCUGCUUCGACCUCCACUUCGUCCUCCUCCUCGUCGUCCACUUCCUCCGCGGAGCUGCUCCAGUUUUACGUGCAACUUUGUGCCCGCUAUGCUGUCGAGCCGAGUGAGCCCAUCCUUCAGCAGAUCAAGGCCGCCGCCGAUGCCGGGCGUCGCCUCCGCACCCUGGACCUUUCUCUGCCGAACACGCCCCCGCUGCUGGGCCGCCGGAGUGCCGACAUCAUCGCCUACCUGACGCAGCAUAACCCGGCCCUUCGUGCGCUGGUGGUAGGCGCGCCGAAUGUGGAUGAUGAUGCCAUGGUCGCGCUGCUGGAUGCGCUGCUCUUCCACAAUGCGGUGGCUCGCUUCCGCGUGGUUGGCGGUGACAGCCUCCCGCCGGAUUGCCUGUCCCUGCCGCAUGGGCCAGGCGGCCCGGGGUCCGCGCGCAUUGGCCCGGACAGUCUUCGCCGCAUCGGCGUCUUCCUCAAGCGCAAUGAGAGUCUCUCGGCUCUGGAGGUGUCGCUGCUGUCUGGCCCGCCUCAUGGGACCAUCUCGGCCCUUGAGUCUCAGGUGGCCCUCCUCGACCCGGAUCGCAGCUACUUGACACGUUCCUUGGCCCUGGGCGCGAUGUCGGAAACCGCCGGGGCCGAUGCCCCGGACUCCCGGCCGGCCGGCAUUUUGCGCGGCUUCGCGGCCUUCUCCUCCGGCUCGAGCGGCGGCAGCGGCAGCGGCAGUGGCGGCCCCUCUCUUCGGUCGCUGUCGACCCUGCCCCCGACCAAUCCCUAUGUGCAGCAGCCACUGGAUCCGCGCAUUGGCGAGCUUCUCGGCCAGGGGGUUCGUCUGCUGACGGUGGCCCGGCUUGCCGGCUGUGGGCUCUACGGAGGCGCAUUGAUGGCCUUCGUCCGGGCCCUGGUGUUCGGCAGCUCGGACUCGCCGUAUGUCGACUGCCAUCCGAAUGCCUUCCUCCUGAGUGCGGCCUACCUGCAGCAGGAGGGCGCCGACGCGCUGGAGUCCACCACCAUCACCACCGCCGCCGAGCGAUCGGAGCCCGGGUCUGGUGGCGGCUCUUCGAUCAGUCGGUCGAGCUCGCCCAAUCCCGCCACUCGGCGCUCGGGGACCGGCGGCGGCGACCCCUCCGCUGGCCGCCCCUUCGGCGCGGCAUAUCCUCCCCCCUCGAGCCCGGUGACACAGCCGCCGGUGCGCGAGCGCGAAAGCAGCUCCCGCUCGACCUUGAGCAGUGCGGUCGGGCUGAUUUUCGGCGGCGGGUCCCGCAGCCGGAGCUCCUCGUCCAGUCGUAGCGGCAGCAGUGCUCCCUCUCCGUCGCCGACUUCCUCGCUGCCCGGUGGCAGCAGCGGAUCCAGCGGCGGCGGCCAGGGUGGCACGAGCGGCGAUUCCGAAACGCGCGAGGGGCGUCGCUCCCUGUCGCGCCUGCGCAGUGCUUCCCUUUCGUCGGCGAGCGCGCCCUCCUCGACGGCGGCCGGGUCGUCGGCCAGCUCGACCGGGCCCGGGUCCCCUUCGGCCGCUGCCGCCGCUGCCAGCUUGACCUCCUCAUCGUCCAUGAACUCCCUGUCAAGCCUGUCCUCCUCUUCGCCGAUGUCCCUGGCCGCGCCCUUGUCGGCCAAUGUGCAUGCUCCCUUGCCGAAGUCCAUCGAGGAUUAUCCGCCGGCCGCUUCGCUGCAGUUCCUCUCGCUGGCCUACAGCGCCGGGCGGUAUGCCGGAGCCACGGCCGCCGCCGGGCCCGAGGCCCUGGAUGGCCGAGCCCUUGCGGCCCUCUUCUCUCUGCCUUCCCUGCGGGUGUUGGACCUCGCUGGCAACCGCCUUGGGGAUCUGGGCGCCUCGCAGCUGGCCUCGGCCCUGUUGGAGGGGAUCCCCGCGGGCCUGGGGGUUGCUCUGUCGGCGGUUUCCUCGCCGGUGGACCUGCCCUCGGGUGGAUCGGGCCCGGCUGAUGUGGCCGGCAUGGCCGGUGCGGGCUCCGCGGCGCCCGGCGGGGCCUCCUCCUCCUCCUCCGGUGGGAGCAUGAUGCCGCUCCUGGCCGGCGACGAGGCCGAGGGUGAUAUGGCCCCCGGGGCCUCUGCCACCGUGGUGAGCACCUGCGCCGUCCGGCGCUUGUCGCUGGCGGAUUGCGGCAUGAGCUCCUCCGGCGUGGCCCUGGUCCUGGCGGCUCUUCGCCGGCGUGGCGCCCGCCUGGAUGCCCUGGACCUGAGUGGCAACCAGUUGGCCGGCACCAUCGGCUGGCAAAUGAUCAAGGAUGGCGUGGUGGCCCAGUCGACCUUGCGGUCGUUGGCCCUGGCCCGGACACGCAUCCGGACCGAGGGUGUCAUCGCCAUCUCGGAGGCGGUGGCCGAGCUGCCGCGUCUCCGGCAUCUGGAUCUGUCGGCCAAUGGGCCUCUUCCACUGGCCGGGCUGAUGGCCCUGCGCAUGGCGGCCAAGCAUGGCGGUGGCCUGCGGUCGAUUUGCCUCGACCGUCGGCCUGUACCGCCCCCGGCCGGGGCCGAUGCCACGGCUGAUGCCGCCCCGGCCGCGGCCGAGGCCGAAGAUGACGCCGAUGCCGGUGGCUGGGAGAUCGAAGACUCGAUUGACCAAAUUCUCCGGACGCACGUGCGCUAUCGCCGGUCCGGCCAGUCGCCUGGAUCGUCGGCCUCGGCGCCGCCCGCCUCGCCGCCUUCAGCUCCAUUGCCCUCCUCGGCGAUUUCCCGGGCGUCCUCCGGGACGGCCGCCGAUGAGGGGGCCUCGCCGGGUCUGCCUCCCUCUCCCGAGGACCUGGCGGAGUCUCUCCCCCCGGCGACGGCCACCGUCCCUGAUUCCGGUCCCCAGCCGUCUCCCGCUGUGGAUGGGCCACCGACGACGGUGCCAUCGGCCAUCGAGCCGGAGCAGCAGCAGCAGCAAGAGGUCCCCGAAGAGGCCCAGGUGGUGGUGACGCCGCCUGCCCCGGCCGCAGUGACUACCCGGCCGCCCGCGGCUGCGGGUGAUCUGGAGCCGGCCAUCCUGGCUGCCCUCGACUCGGUCCUCGGCUCCGUCCUGUCGGAGGCGGCCACUCCGCACAGCGCCGGCACCGGGAACUAGCCGCCAUCGUGCUGCUCCUUCUCUGUGUUCUCUCCCCCCUUGUUUUUUUUUUUCCUCCCGCCUUU
This is a messenger RNA of Fonticula alba, 9841 nucleotides long. RefSeq lists its product as hypothetical. Lineage: Eukaryota; Rotosphaerida; Fonticulaceae. Gene Ontology annotation, molecular function: protein binding. The record is from RefSeq and is a predicted model, not a curated record. The coding region runs from base 234 to 9776 and encodes 3180 amino acids. The transcript is spliced from 5 exons.